Molecule: messenger RNA, 1982 nt
Organism: Sitodiplosis mosellana (orange wheat blossom midge)
Lineage: Eukaryota; Metazoa; Arthropoda; Insecta; Diptera; Cecidomyiidae
Product: thioredoxin C-1-like
Exons: 2
Coding region: 411-1397 (328 amino acids)
Biological process (GO): cell redox homeostasis
Cellular component (GO): mitochondrion
Molecular function (GO): protein-disulfide reductase activity
Source: RefSeq, a predicted model, not a curated record
UAUCGCAUCAUCGUAUACAGUGACGAUGUUUAUACCUGUCUUAUGAUUGAUUUUCUGAUAAUCGACGAGACGUUUAGAACGUUAGGGAAUACUUUGAAUUCGCUUUGCAAUAAAUCUGCACAUUCUGUACCUAAAAACAACAUUAUAAACAGCUGACUAAAUCAGCAUUGUAAGCAGUUGUGUUUUGCACGUUACAGUGCAUUUUACUCUGACAGUUUGUCGCACCCGGGCCACCGUAUUCAUUUAAAAGCGCAAUCAAAUAUACCCACACUUUCUAUACUUUAACUGCUAAAGUGUUCAAGAAAACUAUUUCAGUUUUAGCAUCGAAAAAGUGAGACGAACAACAUACAAAGGUAGCAAUAUCAAUGUGUAUUUGAAUCAUUGGGUUUUGAUACUGAUCAAGUGAAGUGAUGAAGUUUGAUGCGCUCAACUUUGACUGCCUCGAGUCUGUUCUCGAGUAUUUGGAGCUGAUAGAUCUACUGAAUGUGGCUGACUCAACGAAAAGACUGAAAAAAGCAGCGGAGCUCGUUUAUGCUCGAAAAUAUGGAGAUAAAGGCGUGUGGUUACGUAAUAUACGAAUUUCUCCAGAUCGAUUAUUCUUCAUCAAAGACGCGUCAACAAUGAUUAUAGAGGAUUUGAAAACUGCUCUGAAGUUGUUGCGCUGUGUUGGGCGUGAGAUUUCAAAAUUAGUCAUGAUAAUGCUGUUGCCGGGAGUUUUUAGUAAAGUAAACAUCGACAAACUAUCGAAAAGAGAUCAGAGGCUUUUCACUUAUAUCAACGAUUAUUGUGCUGAAUACGUGAAGAAUAUUAUAAUAUAUCCAUCAGUUUGUUAUGCAAGUACUCUUAUGGAGCAUUUUGAUAAGCCUUUCCCCAACGUUCAUAAUUUUGAACACAUUGACUAUGAUUUCACUGAGAAAGUUUCCCUUAAUAGAUUAUUCCCCAAGUUGAAUUCACUAGCAUCUUGUCACACCAGAAACUCCUCAUUUUUUAGUAUCAACACAAACCAUUUUCCUUAUUUAGAACGCUUUGGUUUUCUUGAGUCUUCUAGUGAAGCUAUGCCCGAAAAUGAAAUGCUACAAGCUUUUAUACGGUUGAAUCCACAAUUAAAAGAACUUCAGCUUAGAUCACUGGACUUUCUUUACAGCCAUUUGAACACAGAUUUGCUUCGGAAUGCAGUUGAAUGUUUGCAGAAUAUUGAAUCUCUUGAGCUUGAUAUAAAACCAAUCACAUUUCUCACAGACAGUGACAAUAUUAUACACAUAAAAAGUGUGAAGAAUUUUGCAAUUAAUUUCCAUCAAAUUUAUGAAUUGCCCGAAUGUUUCGGAUUAAUUAAUUAUGAUCCGAACAUAUGGAAAAUUACCAGAAAAAUAUCGAAAAUCAAUCGAACUUAUGGCUAAAUUUCGGAAGCUGACAAAAUUUGAAUUUGUGUUAAAGGAUGAAUAUGGUCACUUCCGCGAAAGACUAGGCUACGAAUGGGAAAGCAAAUAUGAUACGGCCCAGAAAUUUGUCGAAUUGAAACGCAGAACUUGAAGUAAUUACGAUGAAAAUAUCAUAAAUAGUUUUUUAAAAUAUGUUUCCAAUUUUUACAAUGCAUACGUACAAAAUAAAAAAAAAAUCAUGUCUUUUACCAAAUAAAACUUUUAUUGAAACUUAUUUUAUAUUGUGGGUAGAUAUGAUAAAACUGUUCGAUCCGAAUUUAUGUCAAAAUAAAAGCCCUACUUGAAUGAAUGACAAACAUUGUUUUUUUUGUUUCGAAAUUAUCGUAAAAUUCAUUUCAUUUGAUCAGUUAUAAUUCGGAAAAAAAUCGAAAAUGUCUAUAGAAAACCAACUAAGCCCUACUUGUUUGUGUUUUGUUUACUGUAUUUAAAUAUGCUAAACGUAAGGCGUUUGUUCCGAGAUCGUCGAUGAUUUUGAUGUGUCUUCCGUGCCGGUGCUGGUCGUGAUAAAAGAUGGUAAAGUGGAAAAACGCAUGGUCGGUAUUC